Helobdella robusta is the source of this 456-nucleotide messenger RNA. RefSeq lists its product as hypothetical. Lineage: Eukaryota; Metazoa; Annelida; Clitellata; Rhynchobdellida; Glossiphoniidae. The record is from RefSeq and is a predicted model, not a curated record. The coding region runs from base 1 to 456 and encodes 151 amino acids. The transcript is spliced from 3 exons.
AUGGGAAAAGGAGGAAAGCCUAAGAAAGAUGGAAAAAGUAAUAAAAAGGGUACAAAAGAUAAGGAAGAAAAACCAAAGGGUGAUAAGAAGAAGAGUGGUGAAGAUGGAGAAAGUGCAAGAGAGAUUUGCGAUUUCGACGGCUGCAAGUGUUACAAUCAACUUAAAGUUAUCCUGCUCUUCACCUUUGACGAAGAACUCAAAUGCGCGGUCAGUGAAAUUUGUCAAAUUCAAUUAUUAGAAGCCCUAGGUUCAGAGAUCAACGCUCGUCUGUUUGGUACUCCUUGCUGCGCAGGGACAAAAAAAUGUUGCAAGGGAAAGGGAUAUAGUAGAGGUGCUGGUUUUGGUGUUAAUGGUGGUCUUGGUAGUGUUGGUGGUGGAGGUGUUAGUGGUGGUUUCGGUGGUGUUGGUGGUUUUGACGCUGAUUAUGAUGGCGGUGCUUUUUACGAAAGCCUUUAA